UGGCAGCCGUAGUUCUGUGCUGUGUGAUGACCGCUGUCCUGGGACGACCCUAUGAUCCUGAUGAUCCAAACCUACAGUCAGUACUGCCCAGCAAGGACACCGCCUUCGAGGCCUUCUACCCUCGCGAGGCUUACGGCGUUGAGAACGGCAAUUCUCGUCCUAGCCACGGCCAUGCGUCUUUCUACCAACACCGCCACCCCGCCCUGGUGGACACCAACAACAGUCCCGCCUACGGGUUCAGGUUCGACGGCAAACGACGCUUCAACUUUGACGAUGAGGAGGACUAAGCGACAAUAAACGCUUCAA
Molecule: messenger RNA, 306 nt
Organism: Macrosteles quadrilineatus (aster leafhopper)
Lineage: Eukaryota; Metazoa; Arthropoda; Insecta; Hemiptera; Cicadellidae
Exons: 2
Coding region: 27-287 (86 amino acids)
Source: RefSeq, a predicted model, not a curated record